Messenger RNA from Cicer arietinum (chickpea), 574 nucleotides. RefSeq names its product histone H4. NCBI's taxonomy places the organism in Eukaryota, Viridiplantae, Streptophyta, Magnoliopsida, Fabales, Fabaceae. The record is from RefSeq and is a predicted model, not a curated record. Gene Ontology annotation, molecular function: structural constituent of chromatin; protein heterodimerization activity; DNA binding. Gene Ontology annotation, cellular component: nucleosome.
CACCUCUCUCAUCAGAAAAUCAUUUGUGUCCAUUAAGUUUCAUCUGAAACGAUUAAUCGCAGAAAAAAGAGAGAAACAUCAAAAUCACAGCCAUGUCUGGAAGAGGAAAAGGAGGAAAGGGUCUUGGAAAGGGAGGAGCUAAACGUCACCGUAAAGUUCUGAGAGAUAACAUCCAAGGAAUAACAAAGCCUGCGAUUCGUCGUCUCGCACGACGUGGUGGCGUGAAACGUAUCAGUGGGUUAAUUUAUGAGGAGACUCGUGGUGUUCUCAAGAUCUUUCUUGAGAACGUGAUUCGUGAUGCUGUUACAUACACCGAGCAUGCUCGCCGCAAGACUGUCACUGCCAUGGAUGUUGUUUACGCACUCAAGAGACAGGGCAGGACUCUUUACGGUUUCGGCGGUUAGAAUUUGGGGAUUUCUGUGUUUCUUUGAAAAUUUAGGGUUUCUUUUAGUGCUAAUGUUAUUGUUGAUAUAUGGUGUAAUAGCACUUGAUAUUGCUUAUUAACAAUGGUUUUUCUUUGUUAUAUUUUGUUUAAUUGUCUCACUGAAUAUUAAUAUACUAAUUAAUUUGAUAA